UAGUAGUAUUUAUAGAGCCAUUUUCCAAAAUACAAAGAUAUCAACAAGAAGCCACAAAAAGAAAAAUAUGGAAAGAGAAAUAGAGGAAGUGAGAAUGUAUUUUAAGGCAGGGAAAACUAGAGAAGAAUCAUGGAGAAAGCAACAGUUAAAAGGGUUGCUCAACUUUCUAAUUGAAAGAGAAGAAGAUAUAUUUGAUGCCCUCAAGCUAGAUCUUGGCAAGCACCCAGUUGAAUCAUUCAGAGAUGAGGUAGGAACGUUAAUUAAGGACAUUAAUGUAGCCUUGGGUAGCUUGACAAAUUGGAUGUCAGGUAAAAAGAUUAAAUUACCACUAGCUGCAUAUCGCACUUCAGCAAACUUGGUUGCAGAGCCUCUUGGUGUUGUUCUUAUUAUUGCAUCUUGGAAUUUCCCAUUUGGUUUAGCAAUAGAGCCACUGAUAGGUGCAAUAGCAGCAGGGUGUACAGCAGUGAUAAAACCAUCAGAAUUAUCCCCUGUAUGCUCUGUACUUCUUGCUGAAGCCAUCCCAACUUACGUCGAUUCUAGAGCUGUUAAGGUCAUUCAAGGUGGAAUCGAUGUUUGUAAUCAACUCUUGCAGUAUAAAUGGGACAAGAUCUUCUUCACAGGCAGUAGUCGAGUGGGACGAAUAGUUAUGAUGGCUGCGUCAAUGCAUUUGACACCCGUAGUUUUGGAAUUGGGUGGAAAAUCCCCCUGUAUCGUUGAUUCACUAUCUACAUCUUGGCGUACAGAGAUUAUCCUCAGACGAUUAAUAGGAGGAAAAUUUGGAACAUGCGGUGGACAAGUAUGUAUUGGGGUGGAUUAUAUCCUUGUAGAAAAGAAGCUAUCUUCAACUUUGGUUGAGUUAUUGAAGGAUGGAAUCAAGAAAUCUUUUGGGGAAAAUCCAGAAGAAUGUGUUGCAAGAAUAAUCAAUAAACAUCAUUUCAAUCGAUUGAAGGGACUUCUUGAUGAUCCUCGAGUCAAAACAUCUAUAGUCCACGGUGGUUCAAUCCAUGAGGAUAAGUUGUUCAUUGAGCCAACUAUCUUAGUUGAUCCUCCACUUGAUGCUGAAAUCAUGACAGAAGAAAUUUUUGGCCCCUUGCUUCCAAUAAUUACGUUGGAGAAUAUUGAAGGUAGUAUCGAAUUCAUAAAUUCAAGGUCGAAGCCACUCGUAAUUUAUUGUUUCACCAACAACAAUAAAUUCAUGAAAAGAGUAUCUUCAGAGACAUCAUCUGGUGCAGUUUUAUUCAAUGACACAAUUGUUCAGUAUGCAGCUGACACAAUUCCAUUUGGAGGAGUGGGAGAAAGUGGAUUUGGAAGAUACCAUGGCAAAUUUACAUUUGAUGCAUUCAGCCAUGAGAAGCCUAUUGUUAAGAGAGACUUAUUUCCAGAUUUUUGGUUUAGGUUUCCUCCUUGGACUAGUAAGAAGUUAGAACUCUUAAGAGCAGCAUUUUCUUACAACUACUUUCUCAUUGUCCUCAUCGUUUUGGGUUUGAAGAAGCCUCGGAAACUUUCCAAAGAUAUCUAAUUAAGCAAAAGUUAUUACCAUAAAUAAUUUAUAUGUUAUUCACACGCAACGUUUUUUGGUGUAACAAUUCACAAAUUAUUGUUUUAUUUGUGAAAAGAAACUUAAAUGACAUGAAAUUAAUGAAAAAAUGACAUGAGAUUUAUGUCAUUAGUUGUAUAGUCGAUUCAUGUCAUUUUUGUUGGAGUUUAUGUCAUUAUACAUGUUACACAAUAAGUUAUGGUGUAACAUGUUAUAUCCGAGAUGCACUGUUUAUUAUUUCCUAUGUAUUUGCAAUACUCUAUGUCCCGAAGUAUAUAUUGUGAAAAAACAAUUGGUUUAAUUAA
Beta vulgaris subsp. vulgaris (sugar beet) is the source of this 1842-nucleotide messenger RNA. RefSeq names its product aldehyde dehydrogenase family 3 member F1. Bases 68 to 1519 code for a protein of 483 amino acids. Gene Ontology annotation, molecular function: aldehyde dehydrogenase (NAD+) activity. The transcript has 10 exons. Lineage: Eukaryota; Viridiplantae; Streptophyta; Magnoliopsida; Caryophyllales; Amaranthaceae. The record is from RefSeq and is a predicted model, not a curated record. Gene Ontology annotation, biological process: aldehyde metabolic process. Gene Ontology annotation, cellular component: cytoplasm.